Striga hermonthica is the source of this 1305-nucleotide messenger RNA. The record is from the annotation of a GenBank genome assembly. Lineage: Eukaryota; Viridiplantae; Streptophyta; Magnoliopsida; Lamiales; Orobanchaceae.
AUGUCUGUGAGUGUACUGCGAGCAAGCACUGGUGCUCGUGAGGAUGUAUUUAUGGUUGUUGGCAAUGCUAAAAACCGUCGAUGGAAUAGAUGGCUACUUCCACCAGUAAACUGGUGGCGGGGUUACCCAAAUGAUAUGAGGUCAGAUAUAAUUGACAAAACUAAUGUUUGGAGGCUGGAAUUCAGGCCUAGUUACUGGCUCGAUGAAAAUCUAGAGUAUGAUCUAAUGGAGGAUUCUUUCAAGUCGAGGUUUUAUUCAUUAUAUUGGAACCGAGAUUUGGAUAUUUAUGUUAAGAGAAUAGGCAAUAAAGCUGCUCCAUCAGUUGUCUCCGUAAAAGUUUCUUCAGGUGGAAAGAAGAUAUUUGGCUCUGGCUUUGUCAUCGAAUGUGACACUGUCAUAACAUCUGCCAGUCUCUUAAAUUUUCUGGACACUCAAUUAAGUGAUCUAAAGGUUUCUGUGGGUUUAUGUGAUGGCGAAAAAUGCGAUGGAGUGAUUGUGGCCUGUGAUUUUCACUAUAACCUUGCUGCCAUAAAAAUUCAAGCGGACAAGCGAUUGCAAAUUGCGCGGUUAAAGCAUCUGGAUGAUUCGAUCUGCAUUGAUCCAACCAACUUGUCGAUUGGCAAACUGUAUGAGAUGCAUUCUGAUCUAUUUAGAAUUUUUCCUGGGGAAAGAGUUAUAGCACUUGGACGCUUUCACUGUGAUGUUGGUGAUAUUAUGGUCUCACCGGGUGAAUUCAGUGUUGAACAAUGCCGACUCGACUGUAAAGAGCUGUUGAGAUCAACUGGCAGAAUCACUCAGUGUGGCAUUGGGGGCCCAAUGAUCAACCGGAAAGCAGAGGUGAUCGGAGUCAACUUCUUUCAUUUCGAUUUCACUCCUUUUCUACCUAUCAACAUAGUUUCCAAAUGGUGGAGUCAUUAUAGGAAAUAUAAGAACUCUUGUCGACCUUGGCUUGGGAUGGAAUUGAGUAAUCUCUUCACUGUUGAAGUAUGGACCUGGGAGAAGAUCAUACAAAAGUUUCCGAGUAUAAAAAUGGGCGUUCUAGUUGAUGAGGUUGCUCCGAAUUCCCCAGCUGGUUCUGUAAGCGUGCAACCAAAUGAUGUUAUAGUUGAAUGUGAUGGAGUUGCUAUUACUAGUAACUUACAGUUCUUUGACCUAAUAUGGGACAAGACUGGAAAUAUGGUGAAAUUGGGUUUAGCAAGGACAAGUGAUGGUUCUCGUGAAAAUCUAUCUGUGAUGGUUGCUGAUGCCAGUCCGACUCAGUUUAAUCGCUGGCCCAUCUUUGGACACACUAAGGGGUAUUUGUAG